CAGGGCCUAUGGACCAAUCAACGGUGUCUCGCGUCUCCCGGGAGACAUUAUGAGACACGCCAAGAUUCUCGGCGGAAGUUGGAAUUUGGAAACUUGGCCCUUGGCGCAAUUCUAAUCUGGCAGCAGGACAUGUUUGAAUCCGUUGGAUUUCUAUGCGGCACACAGGCGCGGAGCUUCGUGUGGUAUUCGCGUUUUGUUUGUGGUUUUGUGUAGUUUUGUGCCUGCUUUGUAUGGAUGCUGGCAUCAGCUCACUAGAGACCUUUGAUCCCUUGUCUUACCCCGUGUUUAUCAUGCGUAUGUCAUUGUGAGUCGUUAUCGCGGCCAUGAAGCGUACGCUUUGUGAAGACUCAGACACUGUGACUGGGUCGAAGAAGAAAGCAAAGAAGAACUUGAACUGGGUCUCAAGGCAGAAAGUGAGAUGUGGUGAAGUGCCAAAGAAUGGAGGCAUCUGUUCCUUCAGUGGUGAGCGAAGGAACCACAAGCGACACUGUCAAACUGAGCAUCCAUGGGCUGUGGAGCCUUACAAGAUAAGAAAUGAUGCCUUUGGUGUUGGAGGAAGAUGGGACUGGCGAGUCACAGAAGGUCCUGUGCCAGACCAGCAAGGGGAUAACCCCAGAGUGGUGGAUGCAGGGCCUGUGCAAGAGCUCCAACCCCAUGUGGAGUCAGCACCAAGAGGAGCUGCAGUGAGCUCUGCAACAGGUGCUGUGCCAGACCAGCAAGGGGAUAACCCCAGAGUGGUGGAUGCAGGGCCUGUGCAAGAGCUCCAACCCCAUGUGGAGUCAGCACCAAGAGGAGCUGCAGUGAGCUCUUCAACAGAGACUGUCAUAGCUCCUGCUCAGCCGCACGGGUGUCAACUGGAGCCACGAGUCGCGAACCUGGAGAAGGAUCAGCAACGUUUGUUCCAUCUGGUCAAGAACGCCGGGGAGAAGGCACCACCUCCGGCCGAAGCCUCGUCAACAGGCGCUUAUGACUUCGCUCUACUCCAUCACGCUCGCGACAUAUCGGACGUGAAGAAAGCGGCGCAGAACCACAUCAUCUGUCUUCCUGACGAUAAUCUGGUCUACUGUGCAGUCUGUCGACCAGAUUUCGAUGCCUCCAACACCAUGAGUAAGGGAGGAAAAGCGGGCCUAAUCAAGUACGAAUUCAGUACUGGGACAUCCUUUCCUAAGCCAGCUGUCAUGCCAACGGCCUUUAGUCGGCUGAAGGAGAGUGUGAGAGAACACCUGAUAAGCAAGACACACAAAAGGUGCCUCGAAGCGAAGACAAGGGACAGUGAGAAGGAGGCGAAAGCAGCCAGGUUGCAAGGGUCUGUGUCCUACAGGGUCAUCAGAACUGCAUACCACGUAAUCAAACACUCGAUGCCGCAGUUGCAGUUUGAGAAGAUGAUUACGUUGCAGGACAUCAACGGCCUGAACAUGGGGAACAUAGGUCACAGCUUCAUGCAGAUGAAUCGCUUCCGCAGAGAGUUCUUUCUGGAGGUGCUCGAGCUGCUGACCCGCCACAUCUCCAGAACAGCAUGUGUCGCCGUCAUGGCCGACAAGGUUACAGUGAAGCACCGGACCAUAGAUAUAACGGCUGUCAUGGCCGUUGUACCCGAGGCUCCAAGCGGACAUCUCAUUCAGAGCUUCGUUGUCGGUGCACCUGUCGUUAAGAAACACGAUGGGACAUCACUGGCCAACGGCUGGAUCAAAACGCUGGCGGCCGUCGGCAUCAAAAGCCCCAAGCAGAUCGCUGCCAUAUGCACAGACGGGCAGUAUCACGGGCUGUCAGUGCCCAGCAAAUUCUUGGAGCAGCUGGCGAAGACGCAGGAGGACGUUCGCGAGAGGUCGAUGUCGCCCUGUGUGCCCAUGCUGUGGGAUGGAGCACACCUACUUGCUCUGGCUGAGGACUCUGCCAAAGAUGAAGAUAAGUGCCUCUGGGUGUGGGCCGUCGUAAACUCAAUCACAAGAGUAACUAAGAGGCACACGACAGGAAAAGGCCGCGAGCUGCUCCGAAACGCCCAGAAGAAGCUGGGGCUGAAGAAGAAGUGCCCCCGCCUGUGGUCAACGACGCGGUUCGCUCCCCACGCCGCUGCCGUCCUGAAGACGUUCCUGUACAACAUGCCCGCGUAUCUACACUGUCUGGAAGCGGAGUACAGGACGUCGACGGCAAGGCCAGAUGCCAUCGAAGUACUGAGGAACGACCUUCGUCUACUGAGAGACGAUGUGUGCUUCCGGGGUCAGGUGGCCGCGCUUCUGGACGUGUACCAGGUGCUAGCGGCGGGCAGCCGGGACCUGCAGAGCCUACAGAAGCUGCCGUGGGAGCGGCAGGGCGAUUUCGCUGACAUGGUGGGAAAGCUGACGGCAAUGGCAGGUGCCCUGAAGGCGGCCGUUCGUCCCAAGAGGUCAGGUGCCUUGAGUACCCAGGCUAUCAGCGAGAUGCUGCAGGAGGCGGACGAAGAGGAGCUGCCAGAACUGUGGCCGAACUUCGCCAGACACCGCCCAAAGCUACACGCAAGAGAGGUGGAGCAAGUGAUCACCUUCACUGAGGCGCUCGCCCGACACUCAGCCAGGCGGGAGGAGGGCGUCAACAAGGCCGGUGAGCGGAAGGGCUCCAGCAACCUGCGCCUGAUCAAGGCCAUGCCCCAUGUGCGGAUGGUGGCAGAUCUGGACCAGCUCUCGUCAUCACCCACCUCAGGGGUCGUCGAUGACAUGCUGAAGAGCGUCGAUCGACUUAGGUCAGAUGGCCUGAUACCUGAGACAGGCUCUACAGAAAGGAUGCGGGAUGCCAUGCUGGCCUCAUACAAGGUUAUCCGCGCAGAACGAAUGAACAAACCAAAUCUAGGCAACCAGGAACUGUUCAAAAUUCUCUGGCAGCGUGCGGAACAGGACAUCAAGCCGUAUAUCAACCUGGUCACCCGCCUGUGGCUGAUUUCGCCGUGCGAAAGCGUGGUUGAGAGCAUGGGCUCUGUCGUCGCGGACGUAUUCGGGGAGCACAGGAACCUGAAGCAUGCAAACGCUGCGAUGGAACUGGUGGUUCGAUGGAACGGCCCAGAUCUAGCGAGUGCUGAUGCACUGAUACAGGCCGUAGUGCGCUCACCGCGAGAAAACUUUAACUUCGUGCGGAGACACACACAGUCGAAGAUCGACGGGGAAAGUUCUGUGGUGUUGAAGCACAAGAAGAAGUGUCCGCGAGCAUCAGUUUUUCGUUAGAGUAGCGCACUACGACCUGUACCAGUACAUCAGCACUCGCUGGAUCUGAGACUUUCCAUCGAACAACCAGUUCCAUCGCAGCGUUUGCAUGCUGUGAUGUCAUUUACAGAAAAUCGGCAUACCGAUACCAAAACAAAUACCAAAAACCGAACCGACUUGGGAAAUCGAAAGAAAUACCUUUUUUACUAACUUCACAGCCUCUUGUACGCGAGGAUUCAUUAAGAGCGAGCGCAGCGAGCUAAGUCUUACGCAUGUUACAUAGAAAUUCCUGAGUGGGAGCGGCCGGCCGUAUGAGACCGGUUGGGAGGGUGCCGUGCAUAAGUCAGUUGGAUGUAGUCCGUUGGCCUCUCAAUUCCGCACGUGCAAGGCUCACACGCUCGCUCGCUCGUUUGUCACCCCAAAAAACUUUUACUGGUACUGCUGACAAAAUACCAGAAUAUUAUAAUUGAACUGCCAAAUACCAAAUUGGUAUCGGUUUGGUAUCGGUACACCAAAAAGUUGGUAUCCGAUUCACAUCUCUACUUUAGAUCUCUUCGUCGUUCUGUUGUCCACUGACGAGUUGACGCUCAGUUUCCGCACACCACAGCAGAACCGCAUUCUGGAUAAAGCGUGAGGAUAAACUAUGCAGGUAUUUUUUGCUAUUGUUGUAUGGUAGUGUUUGUUUUUCGAGUACCUACAUGCUUUUUUGUAAAUGAAGCUCGCAUGAUUGACAGCAGAAUAUUGUACAAAGGUGGGUGCAUGGGAAGGCAGCCUGAUCUGAUGUUCGAAUUUGGAAGCCUUCGGUUUCUGAAUGUGAAGGCAAUGAUAAGUUGUGUGAUGAUAUAUUGUGUUGUGAUGGAUGCUGAAGGGUGAAAUGUGAUUGAUGUCAAGUUCGUUGGCGCGGCUGAUGAGUUCGAUGACCUGGAGUACGAGCCUUUCCUCUGUUAUAUAAAUUGACGGACAAUAGACCAGCUGUGUUCUGAUCUGAA
Messenger RNA from Amphibalanus amphitrite, 4159 nucleotides. RefSeq lists its product as uncharacterized. The record is from RefSeq and is a predicted model, not a curated record. NCBI's taxonomy places the organism in Eukaryota, Metazoa, Arthropoda, Thecostraca, Balanomorpha, Balanidae. The coding region runs from base 324 to 3191 and encodes 955 amino acids. The transcript is spliced from 6 exons.